UUUUAAACAAUUUCGUUUCAUUUAUGCUGGUGAUUAUAAAAGUUGUCAUACUGCACGUGACUUCUGCUUUUAGAAUCAAAACAUUAUAUGUAAACAUUGAAGUUGGGGGAAGUCAUCAACGUUUUAAGCAGAGGAUACUAAGUGUAUAUUUAAAUGUCUGCACAGUUAACUUCACGCCGUAAUAAUCCCUGUGCAAUAAACCUGUUUGCAAAAACUUAAUCGAUAUAAAUAGAACUGAUAGUUCGAUAUUUAUAGAAUGCGAUAAAUGUAGUAUAAAAAGGUUGAAAUAAAGGAUUAAAUAUCUUUAGGUAAUUAACAAUUUCGCGGAACACUCUUUUUUUUCAAAAGGCAUAGAAUAGUAUUAAUCAUCAGCAAUAAGUGACUUAUUAAACAGAGGAGACUGGACUUUAAACUACGCACAUGUGGAUGCCGGACCACUGUAUAUAGAAAACAUAGAGAUGUAUGAACAACAUGUUGAUGACAAAAGGAAAUUGCUGUCAAGAUCUUUCUUCAAGAAGUUGAUGCUCGUGGGCGUUUUGCUGGCCGUUCCUUUAUCUUUCAUCUUUGCGGAACUGUUGACAAAACGUAUUGAGACAACUAAAGCAGUGAAAGAAAGCCGAAUGGAUCAACUUAAGAUACCAAAUACCACUUCCAAUGUUCAAGAGACACGCAAGAGAAACUCUAAAUCGAAAUAUAAAGGUGCUAGAUACGAAACAGAAGACAUGUCCAUGAAACAUCUCGAAACAAAAUACGUCAACAAAUCACAUAUUCGAUGUGAUGGCGAUAGGAGUUCGAAAGAAACCAAAUAUUACGGGACGGACUACGGAAGUGACUAUAUCAAAACUAAAUAUAUAAUGCACAAGUUGUGUAAUGAAAAUGGACAAAGACUUUCAGCUAAACAACGCGGAAAUCUUGUCAAAGAAAGAUGUCAAACAUUUCUGAAGGAAAACAAUAUACGACUUUAUCCCAAUGCAAAAUAUAGAUUAAAUGUAGACUUUUGGAUAAGUCGCAAGUAUGACUUUACAAUUUGUAUAAACACUAAAGUGGCUUCGACAAACACUAGACGCAUGAUUUACGCUCUUGACAACAAUUUUACUGGUGAUAUUAACAAAAUUACAUUGCCUAUGGUGCGUAAGUACCAAAAAAAUUGCAAGGAUAAUUUCCAGAAACUUAUGUCUAAGAAAAAAGGUAUGAGAGUAAUAAUGGUAAGAGAACCACUAGAAAGGUUACUAUCUGCGUACAGAGAUAGAGAUGCUUACGCGAAGCAUAUUAUCAAAGACCCUUCGGUUUCAUUUAAAGAAUUUCUGCAACUUAUUUUACAUGAAAAAACUAAAACCAUAAACAGACAUUUAUAUCCGUUUUUUGAAAGGUGUCGGCCGUGUGAAAUGCAGUAUGACUUUAUAGUUGUCCACAAAUAUUUUCACGAUGAUAUUACAACUUUGUUGCAACUCAUUGGUGCCAGUGGAAAAGUUGAUAUACCAAAGGAAAUUUACGGGUUACACUUCUGAAUCAAGUGAU
Mercenaria mercenaria is the source of this 1518-nucleotide messenger RNA. RefSeq names its product carbohydrate sulfotransferase 11-like. Gene Ontology annotation, cellular component: membrane. Gene Ontology annotation, biological process: carbohydrate biosynthetic process. Bases 459 to 1508 code for a protein of 349 amino acids. Gene Ontology annotation, molecular function: sulfotransferase activity. The transcript has 3 exons. Lineage: Eukaryota; Metazoa; Mollusca; Bivalvia; Venerida; Veneridae. The record is from RefSeq and is a predicted model, not a curated record.